AUGGUCACGAAGAACUUAACAAAGCGGGAAUGGAAAGCAGACCCGCGCGGAGUUGCAGCCGUGAAGAAGGAGGCAGAAGGGUUACGUUCUAACGGAACGUGGGAUGAUUUGACAGUCUGUCUUUUGUCUUCCUUGCGUGCCGAUGCAAAACGGCAAAACCGUAAACUCAAAAUUGCAGAGCUUCUCACAUUAUGUGGGAUAAAACAUUUCGAACUCCCUGAGCAUGAACACAAGUUCAAAGGGAGAAUCGUGUACAGGGGGGACUGCAUUUUUGACCAGUUCGGAAACCAUGUUCUUUUUGAAGACGUGGCUACCACACCAACUUCCUUGGUUGCCCUUAACAUCGCAUUGUUUUUCGGCUGCCAAGAUGGAAACGCAGUGAGCCUUGCAGAUGCCAUUCAGGCAUUUCUUCAAGCUGACCUCGCUGAGGCAGGAGAGCCCGACACAUGGGUUAUCCUCCCCGAGGAGCUGUGGUUGGACACAUGGCACAAAGCGUACCCAUCAGGGUCGAAGUUGGUGGUAAGGUUGAAGCGAAGCUUAUAUGGCCAUCCGCUUGCUGGCAAACUAUGGCAGAAACACCUAGCCUCUGUUCUCACUUCCUUUGGUGGCAUUGAGAUGGAUUUGUUUCCUUCAAACUUCAUCUUUCAAAUGGGUUCCCAUACCCUGCUACUUAACGUGUAUGUAGAUGACCUAACGUUGUCGGGAGCAAAGCAUCUUCAUGCACAGUUUUGGAAAAGGCUGAGAGCGCAUAUCAAGCUGGAAGACGAAUGUUACAUCGAAGCCUCGAAUGCACGGAUCCUUGGCAGAGGUCACCGAAUCCAACGAGGCAGUGACUUCACAACUCUUGUGCUUGAUAUGUCUGCUUUCGCAGAGCAGGUCGUCGAGGCGUACUGCGAGCUUGCUGAUGUCCCAAAGGCAAAGCUCCGUAACGUCACAACCCCAAGUUUGUCCGAGGCGUUAAUGUCAGAUGAGGACCUGCAGCAACCCGGCACACUGAGCCAUGUAGCUGCAAAGGUACUUAUGAAAGCACUUUGGCUGGGUCGGUUGGCUCGCCCUGAUCUGUGUUUCAUAAUCGGUCGGUUAGCGUCACGAGUGGCCGCGUGGACUAAAUGGGAAGACAAGCAGUUACUUCGCCUGAUUUCGUAUCUUCACGGUACAACAGGCUUAUGUUUAGCUGCUACUGUGAACCAUCACGAAGCUCCCCAGAUCCACAUCUUCACUGACAGUGAUUUCGCCUCUUGUCCGCAUAGUGCAAAAUCGACGAGCGGGAUCUACAUGACUAUAGGGUCAACAGAUUUCCGCUUUCCGCUGUGGUGGGCAUCUAAGAAACAGACGAGUGUUGCAAGAAGCACUCCCGAGGCUGAGGCCAUAGCAAUGGCUUCCGCCAUGUUUGGUGAGGCCUUGAACAUUCAGGUCAUGAUGGAGCAUCUCCUCGGUCGUGCUAUCGACGUCGUAUUCCAUCAAGACAACGAGACCUUGCUCAAAGUCCUGGCUACAGGCUAUUCGGCGAAGCUGAGACACUGCAAUCGAGUCCACAGGGUCAACAUUGCAUCAAUGUCUGAACAGCUAGAGUCGCCACAAGUCACUGCCGUGUACUGCAAGAGCGAAUCUCAGAUAGCUAAUGGCCUAACAAAAGUCAUUCCACCUGCAGAAUGGCCACAUACUCUCGCACAGUUUGGCUUGACAGCAUCCAGCGAUGGACCCCACCUGGAAACUGCCGUCGCCGCACUUGCAGAGGCAAAUCUUGCCGCAGAAGUCUUCGCAGGCAGUUGCCCAAAGGGCACUCGCUUGGUGAGCCUCAUCAGUGUUGCAGUACGCAGCUCUGAGUGGCGUUGGGACUGGCUUGGCAGCGUGCUAGUCCUGAUCGUGAAUAAUCUGGUCGUUCGGCACGACUAUCAACUGACUCUGUACACCAAGGUGCUGCCACAGAAGUUGCAAAAACCUUUCCAGCUGGGCUGCUAUGCCAUGAUCCAUCGCCACGCGCGUGUCUCCUGCGGCUACCACCGCUUCGUUUGCUUUACCGCCUAUCUUCCGGCUCGUCUGGGUGAAAGAGCAAGCGUUUCACCUGGGUACGAUUUCUGA
Molecule: messenger RNA, 2082 nt
Organism: Symbiodinium natans
Lineage: Eukaryota; Dinophyceae; Suessiales; Symbiodiniaceae
Source: the annotation of a GenBank genome assembly